This is a messenger RNA of Carlito syrichta (Philippine tarsier), 4953 nucleotides long. It is a transcript of the gene NPHP4, whose product is annotated as nephrocystin 4. Gene Ontology annotation, cellular component: non-motile cilium; ciliary transition zone; ciliary basal body. The record is from RefSeq and is a predicted model, not a curated record. NCBI's taxonomy places the organism in Eukaryota, Metazoa, Chordata, Mammalia, Primates, Tarsiidae. Bases 1 to 4458 code for a protein of 1485 amino acids. Gene Ontology annotation, biological process: negative regulation of canonical Wnt signaling pathway; protein localization to ciliary transition zone. The transcript is spliced from 30 exons.
AUGAGCAGCUGGCAGAAGAUCUUUGCCCAAAAUGUGCUCAUCCCUCCCUACCCUCAGAGAGCACGCCAGUUUUCGAAGGAAUCCACAGCAUUUCAGUGCAUCCUGAAGUGGCUUGAUGGACCCAUAGUCAAGCAGGGAGCGCUGGAGGUGCUGUCGGAGGUUGAGUGCCAUCUGCGAGUGUCUUUCUUUGAUGUCACCUACCGAUACUUCUUUGGGAGGACGUGGAAAACCACGGCAAAGCCCACCAAGCAGCUCUCGGGGCCACCGUCCAGGAUCGUCUUCAAUGAGCCCUUGUAUUUUCACACAUCCUUAAACCACCCUAACGUUGUGGCGGUGGUAGAGGUGGUCGCUGAAGGCAGAAGACAGGAUGGGGCCCUCCAAGCAUUGUCAUGUGGCUUCGGAAUCCUUCGGAUCUUCAGCAACAGGCCAGAGUCUCCUGCUGCUGCCUCCCAAGACAAACGGUUGCGGUUGUACCAUGGCACCCCCAGAGCCCUCCUGCACCCACUUCUCCAGGACCCCACAGAACAAAACAAGCACAUGACCAUCAUGGAGAACUGCAGCCUGCACUACACCCUGAGGCCACACCCGCCCCUGGAGGCUGCAUUCCACCUGCUUCCCGAGAACCUUCUGGUGUCUGGUCUGCAGCCCAUCCCUGGCCUCCUUCCAGCUCAUGGAGAAAUGGGUGACACCCUCCAAAAGCCUCGCUGUCAGAAGCCUAUCACAUGGUACUUGGAUGAUUUAUUCUUCACCCUGUAUCCCUCCCUUGAGAAGUUUGAGGAGGAGCUUCUGGAACUCCUCAUCAGUGACCACUUCCGGGAGGGGUGCGGCCUGCUGGAUGGUGGGACGCUGGAGGUUCUAGAGCGGCGCCUGCAUGUGGGCGUGCACAACGGGCUGGGCUUUGUGCAGAGGCCACAGGUGGUUGUACUGGUGCCUGAGAUGGAUGUGACCUUGACACGCUCUGCCAGCUUCAGCAAGAAAGUGGGCUCCUCCUCCAAGACCAGUUCUGGAAACCAAGCUCUGGUGUUGAGAAGCCGCCUCCGCCUCCCUGAGAUGGUCCCUCACCCCGCGUUUGCAGUCAUCUUCCAGCUGGAGUACGUGUUGAACAGCCCUGCAGGAGUGGACGGCAAUGCAGCUUCAGUCCCAUCUCUGUCCAAGCUGGCGUGUAUGCACAUGCUCCGCUGGGCUGUUUGGAACCCCUUGCCGGAAGCCGGUUCCGGGAGGGUGACCCUGCCUCUGCAGGGUGGCAUCCAGCCCAACCCUGCACACUGUCUGGUCUACAAGGUGCCCUCAGCCAGCAUGAGCUCCAAAGAGGUGAAGCAGGUGGAGGCGGGAACAGUCCAAUUCCAGUUCUCACUAGGCUCUGAAGAACACCUGGACACAUCCACAGCACGUGUCAGUGGCCCCAAGGUGGAGUGGCGAUCUGCCAGGAAACCACCCACAUCUCCUUCAAGCCCGCCAGCAUCAGCACCCCAGGGUCUCGCUACCAUCCAAGACUCGCCUGUGGGACCAGGGACAGAUUCUGCCAGGAGAGGCACCUGGCUGCCACUAGUGUCCAGCGGAGCUGCCAGAUACCCCGGGCCCUAUGGGCUGAGCAGCCAGUGGUGGGACAAGGCCACUGCUGAAAGACGCAACCUGUUGACAGUUGCCUGUCAGGUUGCAGAUGUCUCCAUGCUGUCGCUUUCCCAGCUGGUGGCUUCCACGCCAUCUCCGGCUCAGCGCCGCUCAGCCACGCACACUGUGCAGCAGCAACCAGACAACUCUCAGCCCUCUGUGGCCUUGGCAGAGAUUCCGUUGGAGGGCAGGGUGUCUCACCUGGAGGCAGACCUGAGCCAGACUUCCUCAGUCUUAGAAACGGCCAUUGCGGAGCGGCUGCGGGAGCUGCCAUUCACACCUCUGCAUGCCCCCAUUGUCUUGGGAGCCCAGACCCGGAGUUCGGCAGGUCAGCUCUCAAGGGCCUCCAUGGUGCUCCUGCAGUCCAUUGGCUUCCCCGAAGUCCUGGACGCCAACAAGCAACCAGUCCAAGCUGUGAAUCCUACAGAUCCUGUGAAGUUCAACCCUCAGAAGGAAGAAUCGGAUUGUCUACAGAGCAAUGAGAUAGUGCUGCAGUUUCUUGCCUUUAGCAGAGUGUCCCCAGACUGCCGAGGACCGUCAUGGCCAAAGACUGUGUAUUUCACCUUCCAGUUCUACCGUUUCCCACCUGCAACAACACCACGGCUGCAGCUGCUUGAGCUGGAGGAGACUCAGAAGGGCAGGUCUGGUUCCCUGUCCCACAUCCUGGUUCCCACGAAUAAAGAUGGCUCCCUUGAUGCUGGGUCUCCUGGCUUUCAGCUGAAGUACACGGUAGACCCCGUGUUCCUGAAGCCCGGCGAGCGGCGCUGGUUCUUCCGCUACCUGACCAUGCACACCCUGCAGAUAGACGUCUGGGAUGGAGACUCCCUGCUGCUCGUCGGGUCUGCCGCCGUCCAGCUGAAGCAUCUUCUCCGCCAAGGGCGGCCGGCCGUGCAGGUCUCACAUGAACUCGAGGUCGUGGCCACUGAAUAUGAGCAGGACACCAUGGUGCUGAGUGGAGACGUGACUGGGAGUGGCAGCAUCAAGCCCAUCGGCGUCCACUCGGUGGUGAGGGGCCGGCUGUACCUGACCUUGGCCAAUGUGGGUCACUUAUGUGAACAGAGAGUGAAGAAUUCUAGUGCGUUGCCACCAUCCAGGUCUCGGGUCAUCUCAAAUGAUGGAACUAGCCACUUCUCUGGAGGCAGCAUCCUCACGAGUGGAAGCCCGAGACGAAGGAACGUGGUCCAGGCACAGAAGCUGGUGGAUGUGGACAGUGAGCUGGCUGCCAUGCUGUUGACACACACCCGGGGGAGCCAGGGGCCCCGGGGCACCGGCCGCGAGUUGGAUGCUGUCCGCAGGCGCAAGCUGGAGCGCCUGAGGUCUGUGCGCCAGCAGGAGUCCGGGGCAGAGCUUGGCCGGCUCGGGACCAGCAUACUGGCCCAGCAGAGCAUCCGUGCACAGCACUCACGGGACCUGCGGGUCAUCGACGCCUACCGGGAGCGCACCAAGGCCGAGAGCAUCACCUGCGUGCUGAGCCGGGCCAUUACCACGCAGCACACGCUCUACGCCACGCUGGGCACUGCUGAGUUCUUUGAGUUCGUGCUGAAGAACCCCCACAACACGCAGCACACAGUGAUGGUGGAGAUCGACAACCCUGAGCUCAGCGUCAUCGUGGACAGUCGAGAGUGGAGGGACUUCAAAGACGCCGCCGGCCUGCACACACCCGUGGAGGAGGACAUGUUCCAUCUGCAUGGUGGCCUGGGCCCCCGGCUGUACCUGCGCCCGCGUGAGACCGCCCACAUCCCCUUCAAGUUCCAGAGCUGCUCUGCAGGGCCGCUUGUCGAGGCGCAGGCUUCUGAGCUGAACUUCGAGAAGGGCGUGGAUGUCGACCCACUGUGGAAGUCCAGCGUGAUGCCCACGAAACAUGCCAAGGUUGUGUUCCGUGCAAGCGGUGGCGGUGGCGGCGGCAGGCCCAUCGCCGUGCUCCACCUGACCGUGGAGCUGCAGCCCCACGUGGUGGACCAGGUCUUCCGCUUCUACCAUCCAGAGCUUACCUUCCUGAAGAAGGCUGUUCGCUUGUUGCCCUGGCACACACUUCCAGGUGCUCCAGUGGGAAUACCUGGCAAGGAACCCCCAGUCCACGUUCGAUGCAGCGACCCAAACGUCAUUUGCGAGACACAGAAUGUGGGUCCUGGGGAGCCACGGGACGUGUUUCUGAAGGUAGCUAGCGGUCUGAGCCCGGAGAUUAAAGACUUCUUUGUCCUCAUUUACUCGGAUCGCUGGCUGGCGGUGCCCGUGCAGACGUGGCAGGUCUACCUGCACUCCCUGCAGCGUGUGGAUGUCUCCUGCAUCACGGGCCAGCUGACCCGCCUGUCGCUUGUCCUCCGGGGAACACAGACCGUGAGGAAAGUCAGAGCUUUCACCUCGCAUCCCCAGGAGCUGAAGACGGAUCCCAAAGGGGUCUUCAUUCUGCCACCUCGGGGGCUGCAGGACCUGCAUAUCAGCGUGAGGCCCCUCAAGGCCGGCAGCCGCUUCAUCCACCUCAACCUGGUCGAUGUGGACUGCCACCAGCUGGUGGCCUCGUGGCUCGUGUGCCUCUCCUGCCGCCAGCCGCUCAUCUCCAAGGCCUUUGAGAUCACGAUGGCUGCGGGGGAAGGGAAAGGUGUCAACAAGGGGAUCACCUACACCAACCCCUACCCCUUGCGGAGGACAUUCCACCUGCACAGUGACCACCCGGAGCUGCUGCAGUUCAAGGAGGACUCCUUCCAGGUUGGAGGAGGAGAGACCUACACCAUCGGCCUCUGGUUCCUGCCUCAUCGGAGUGCAGGGGAGGAGGAGAUUCUGGUUUACAUCAACGACCACGAGGACAAGAACGAGGAGACGUUUUGCGUGAAGGUCACCUACCAGUGAGGGGAGACGGCCCAGCCCCCGCAGCCGCCACCACUGCUGUCACUGUGCCUGCUCCCGCUCUGCUGUCCUCAUGCCUCCUGCAGCAUUUGGCCUCAGGGACCUGCCCUCAGUGCUUGCAUCUGGCCAAUGGAGUGGAGCCCGAGGCCCAGGUCAUUUGGUAGCACCUGUGUCUGGUGAAGCUGCAGCUGGCACCGUGAGGCCUGCAUUCUGCAUACCUGAGAUCCAGUGGUGUCACUGCCUCUGUUACCCACAUGGGCCACACAGUCUCUGUUGCUCACAGGAGGGUGUCACCACCUGAAUGGGAAAAUGUUACCAUCUGAACUUUGAUUUGCUUUUAGCAAAAUAUAUUUUAUGCAUCAUCCUAAAUGAUACAAUUAUGUUUUUCUUGUUGGAUUUUGUACAAACAUAAUCAUUUGCUAUGCAAUGUUUUAUACUGGUGUUGUUUCCUAUCUGUUUUUUAAGUUGUUGAACAAAAUACUAAACUUUUACAUAUUU